AUGGCUUACCACACUCGCUCUAACAGCUUCCCCUCCAGGCCACACCCUCUUUUCCAAGAAGUUGAUGAACAUUUGUGUAGAUUGAGGUCUUCCGAAGCCACAUCCACAUCUUCAUCAACAAUAUGCCACAAGCUAAAUGGUCUGCAAGACAUGCAUGGUUGUGUUGAUAGGAUGCUUCAAUUGCCACUCACCCAACAAUCCCUAGCCCAAGAGAAGCAUGAGAACAUGGUUACAGAGCUAUUAGAUGGAUCUCUCAGUCUCUUGGAUGUUUGUAGCACUGCUAAGGAUGCCCUGUCGCAAACCAAGGCCUGCAUACAAGAUCUUCAAUCUAUCAUUCGAAGAAGGCGUGCAGAAGAAUCUGGAGUACUAACAACUGAGGUUAGGAAAUACUUGACCUCCAGUAAGACGAUUAAAAAGGUACUCCACAAGGCUUUGGAGAACCUGAAGGUAACAGCAGACAGAUCCACUUUCUCUUCCCUCCACAGGCACCAAGACGCUAUCACCAUUGUUAGCAAGUUGAGAGACGUUAAAGCAGUCACAGUCACCGUGUUUGAAUCAGUGCUGUCCUUCAUCUCUGGGCCAAAGCCCAAGCCUAGCAGCUGGUCAUUGGUUUCCAAGAUAGUACAAUCAAAGAAAGUAGCUUGUGAGGAAGAAGCAAAAGUAAAUGAAUUUGCAGACGUGGAUGCUGCAUUAAAGUCACUCAAGAGUGCAGAGAAUGCACAGAACCAGCUUAACAAUCUGGAGUCGUGCAUUCAAAACCUAGAAGAAGGACUCGAGUGCCUAUUUAGGCUCUUAAUCAAAACUAGAGUCUCCCUUCUCAACAUCCUAAACCAGUAG
Rosa rugosa (rugosa rose) is the source of this 837-nucleotide messenger RNA. RefSeq lists its product as uncharacterized. Bases 1 to 837 code for a protein of 278 amino acids. Gene Ontology annotation, biological process: shoot system development; root development. The record is from RefSeq and is a predicted model, not a curated record. Lineage: Eukaryota; Viridiplantae; Streptophyta; Magnoliopsida; Rosales; Rosaceae. The transcript has a single exon.